AUGGCACCCACGCUGCCGCUGCGCAUCGGCAUCAUCGGCGCCGGCGAAGUGACGCAGGUCAUCCACCUUCCCACGCUCCUACUUCUCUCUCAUCUCUUCCGUGUCACCGCACUCGCCGACGUCUCUCCCUCCUCCCUCUCCCACGUCGCCGCCAAGUUCGGCAUCCCCCACGCAUUCCGCUCCGCCGCCGAGCUGUGCGCAUGCAGUGACGUCGACGUCGUGCUCAUCGCCAGCGCCGAUGAGUUCCACGCGCAGCAGGCCUGCAUGGCCGCACGGCACGGCAAGCACGUCUUCUGCGAAAAGCCGCUGGCGCUGACGCGCGAGGAUUUUGCGCGCGUGGAGCAGGCGAGGAGAGAGCAUGGCGUGCAUGUCAGUGUGGGCUAUAUGCGUCGCUUCGCACCCGCUUUCCUGGAGUUCAAGCGUCUGCUAGCCUCGAGCGGUGCAAUCGAGUACG
Molecule: messenger RNA, 454 nt
Organism: Tilletiopsis washingtonensis
Lineage: Eukaryota; Fungi; Basidiomycota; Exobasidiomycetes; Entylomatales
Product: NAD(P)-binding protein
Exons: 2
Molecular function (GO): nucleotide binding
Source: RefSeq, a predicted model, not a curated record